UGCGUGCGUAUCACUCGCCUGUACCGACUUUGGCGAUUCAAGAGGAAUAAAAAGCGAUUCGGCAUAAUUAAAAGUUUAUUUCGAAAAUGAGAUUCAUCGCUAUCAUCGCUUUCAGCUUACUGGCGUUACAACAAUGCAGCAGCAGAUCACUGCCAGACGACGAUUCAGUGGUGAGCGUGUACGCAAAAGAUUCUUCAAGAGAUAGCAGCAGGUCUUCAGUAGCGUAUCUCAUAGCUAGUGGUCUCGCGAGCAGAAUCGCUUCUCCGUUUUCUAAUUUAUUGAACUUCGGCAAGAAUGUAACAACAACGACGAAGCGACCGUUUCAUAGAAUAGAACUCUUGGGCGAUAUGGAGGAAGCAUCCAAAUCUGACGUCAUACCAUUGAAGAAUGAAAUAUCAAAAGACAGGGACAUAGAAGAACUCUCAGAGGAUAGUAUCUUUAAGAAAAGUGGUAAAAAACCAGAGAAAAUUUUAAUGUUCUCUAACUUUCUACCGAUGAAAGAGAAAUUGGAAUUAAACGGUACUAUAAACGAAGUUGAUGUUGAUAAUGAAUUUAAUUUAGAAUUGGGUGAUGAUGAUUAUGUCAUAGAUGAUAUGGUUGUUAAAUCAAAGGAUGGUGGAAUUGUUUAUGUAUUAGAAGUAAUUGGUAGUAUAAUACAAUUGCUUUGGGGCGGCUUUUUGGCGUUGUUCCAACCUUCAUCGUCCUAGUUUAUGGAAUGAAUUAUUUAUUUUAUAUAUUAACAAUCAAACCAAAUAAUUAAUCUCGAUUCAUUUUCUGCUUGUCUAAGAUAUUUUUGAUUUAUAUAUUUAAAAGACGAGUGAUGUAAGAUUCGCAAUUGUUGAACGACAUUUUUCUGCUUUCCACGUGAAACACUGAAAUAUUUUCGUAUACAGCUUAUUGAGUUUGUUUACCAAAACAUUUGUGCUGUAUUUGUUUUAGAAUAAAUACGAAAGAACCUUCAUGCAAUCGUUUCCAAUACUCUCGGGAGUUCAAUUUGAUCAGACAAAGUGAAUAAGCUAUUCUUUUUCAGAACAGAUGUGGUGAUAAAUUUGUCCCGUGUCUGGAUAACAUGUUUUUUACAUUAAUUGGAACCUUUCUACGACCUUUCAGUUCAAUUGUUUGUAUUGAAAAAGGGAAUUGAGAUAUCUUUAACCCUUGUAGCACAAGAACUUUGUUGCUCCGUGGUAUUUGUGUAGAUAAUAAACCAAUAUAAUGUUCUUUUU
Papilio xuthus (Asian swallowtail) is the source of this 1223-nucleotide messenger RNA. RefSeq lists its product as uncharacterized. The transcript is spliced from 3 exons. Bases 87 to 707 code for a protein of 206 amino acids. NCBI's taxonomy places the organism in Eukaryota, Metazoa, Arthropoda, Insecta, Lepidoptera, Papilionidae. The record is from RefSeq and is a predicted model, not a curated record.